UUCCCGUUGCUUCUUCCCACCCGUCCUCAUCAUCACUACUCAACGAGCAUUGGGAGCCUCACGGUUCAACGAUGUUAUUGUAGCUCAGCUUGGUUUACGAUAACUAGCAACGCCGAAACAAUUGUAUCUGACAGACGCCGCUGCCUCAUUGUUCGCUUUGCUUAUAUUAGACUUGUGUUUCUAGCACCGGGGGUGCUCCUUAGGGAGAGAAAAAAGCGCCUACUGGGCUUCAGUGCGGAGAAAAAAAAAAGAGGUGGAGAAGAGGACCGAGCUAAGUCGGGCGUGGUAAAGAAAGAAGAAAAAACUAAUCUUUGUUAGCAAAACUUCGAAAAGUUGCACCCACAAUGUCGCUGUCAGUACCGCAGAACGGAGUAAAGGCGGAUAACGAACCCGUUAUCGAGCUGUUUGUGAAGGCGGGAAGUGAUGGAGAGAGCAUCGGGAACUGCCCUUUCUCCCAGAGGCUCUUCAUGAUCCUGUGGCUUAAAGGAGUCGUCUUCAACGUCACCACGGUGGACCUCAAGAGGAAGCCUGCAGACCUCCAGAACCUGGCCCCUGGCACACACCCACCCUUUAUCACCUUCAACGGCGAGGUCAAAACUGACGUCAACAAGAUCGAGGAGUUCCUUGAGGAUGUCCUCUCCCCACCCAAGUACAUCAAGCUUGGUGCAAGACACCCCGAGUCAAACACAGCUGGUAUGGACAUCUUUGCCAAGUUUUCAGCAUUCAUUAAGAACUCAAAACCAGAUGCAAAUGAGGCUCUGGAGCGCGGCCUCCUGAAGACCCUGCAGAAGCUGGACGAGUAUCUGUGCUCACCACUGCCUGACGAGAUCGACCACAACAGCAUCGAGGACGUCAAAGUGUCCAACCGCAAAUUCUUGGACGGUGAUGAAAUGACCCUGGCUGACUGUAACCUGCUGCCCAAGCUGCAUAUAGUCAAAGUGGUGGCCAGGAAGUAUAGAGGCUUUGACAUCCCCAAAGAGAUGACGGCCAUCUGGAAGUACCUGAACAUCGCCUACACGCGCGAAGAGUUCACCAACACCUGCCCCAGUGACAAAGAGAUUGAAAUAGCCUACGGAGACGUAGCCAAGAGGCUGGUCAAAUAAGCUCCUCUGUCCUUACCUCCAUCCCUCUGCCCCUACCCCCCCACCCCCUCCUCUCUACACACCUCCCCUCCCCAGCACUGGGACUGAUGUGCUCAUUCACGAGAAAGAAAAAAACUCUGGACUUCUUUUCCUUCUCUCCUCAUCUACAGCGACUCCAAAUGCAUGAACCCUUUUUUUGUUUAUUUUUUUUCCUCCAAUUAUUAUUAUUUUUUUUUGAUUCAGCAAAAGGUCACCAUUGUUCCACCUUUCAUCGUUAAUUGCUUUUGCUUUUCAUUUGCUGAUGCGUCUCGUGAGGCGACGGAGAAGCAGCCAGACACGUGUAUCAGUGCUUAUCAACGUCGGGAGCGUCGUCAAACACGCUCCCUGAUAAGUGGCCUUCAAGCAGACCUUCCCUCUGCGUGCAGGGGAAAGGUCACAAGCUGUUGUUGAUUUUUAUUUUAUUUUUUCUGUUCUGUCUGUAUAAUAUUGAAAUAGCUCUUUCUAGGAUUGCUUUAAACUGAGAUGCAGUUUUCUUCCCUGUCUUUUGGCUUAUUAAGAGGCAUUGUAAACAGUGUAGAAGCUAAUCCAAACCUGAGUGGUUCACAUAUCAAGUGAGAGAUGCUUUAUGUUAUUGUUGAGCUGCUUAAAAUAAAUCAAAAAUAAUUGUAACUGCAGGUAAAGCUACCCUAGUAUCCAUGCUCUGAUUUCAUCAUUGCCUCAAAUAGGCAAAAGCCUGGUAGCUCAGUAGAAUUGUAGGGAAUUUCCUGUACCGGCUGCAGAAGUAACAACUCAGGACAAAUCUAACCUGAGGUCUAAGAAAUAUUUAACCACAUGUAGCUUACAGGCAUUCAAGGAGGUGUAGAUGUCUAGACUGGCCUUUUGUUAAUCACCACAGAAAAGCUCGCUAACUCUUUCUUCUCUUGUGAAGCAUGAAGGAAAGACUUUGGUCGUGUUGACCGUAGCGGUAGUUUGGAUUACACAUGGCGGACUAAAAGAGGCACAUUAUACUGGUCUCACUGUGGAUAGGAUGACUCUGGCUAUGUAAAAAUAAUAAUAAUUAAGAAAGAAACCACACUUUGUUUCCUUCUACCUAGCAUACAAAAUGAAGGACACAAAUGUGCAGUCGUGCACCAGGAAAGACGACUUGAAGAUAUUUAUGACAAAACCAAUGAGGAGAAUAGCAAUGAGACAAAUGCCUUUUCUCUUGAGUAUGUAGAUUGAUCUCUAUGGUAGUGAAUGUAUGAUACAGUAGCUCCAAAAGUGCUUUAGUGCGGAAUAAGCAAAACCUGUUUUUGUUUUCUCCCGUUUGCCAUGUUUUUUUCAAACAUUUGUUAUGACAUACAUUUGAUAAAAAAGGAAUUGUAAAUAUUUGUUUGAUUGCUCAGAAUUCAAUGUGUCAAUUUUAUACAUAUCUGAAUUUUGAGAAAAAUGGGCUCAUUUCUUGCCUGCUUGGAUUUUUAACUCUAGAUAAACCAUCUCCACUUUGCCUUACUUGUUUUUUUUUUUUUCUCUCUGCGGAUGUUUUGCAGAACGGUUAUUUGGAGAUCAUUUCAUUACGACACAAUUGUGAUGUACACAGAAAAUUCCCAAGCUAUAUCAUGGCUUUUUUUUUUUUUUUUUUAACAAUAUUGACUGAAUUGAAAUAAACUUAUUGGCACUUGA
This is a messenger RNA of Perca fluviatilis (European perch), 2744 nucleotides long. RefSeq names its product chloride intracellular channel 4 (gene clic4). The transcript has 6 exons. Lineage: Eukaryota; Metazoa; Chordata; Actinopteri; Perciformes; Percidae. The coding region runs from base 345 to 1103 and encodes 252 amino acids. The record is from RefSeq and is a predicted model, not a curated record.